CUCCCACGACCACAACUGCACCUUCGACAGCCAGCAUCCACGCCCGCCCGUAGGCGCCGCGCCCAACCCGCCACAAUGCCCCACCACGCGCCCGCGCCCCCGGCGCGCCCGUUCUCGCCCAGCCCGCCGCGUGAGAACCGGCACAGCUCGAGCCGCCCGCCGUCGCUGCUCUUCGGCGCGCCGCCCACGGCGACGAGCAGCGUGGGCUUAGUCCUCGGCCUGCCGCCCUCGCCGUCCCCGCGCCUCUCGGCCUUCCCGGGCGCCGGCGCCGCGCCGAAUGGCCCGUCCCCGUCGUACUUUGACCACCAGCCACGACGCCGCCGCUCGUCCAGCUCGUCCGUCUCGACGACGUCUUCUGCAUCCCCACCGCUCGGAGCAACGCCCAUCCUCGCCGCCCUCGAGCCUACCCCCAUCAGCAUGCCGCGUUCCCAGCGCGACGGCAGCGUGGAUGACUUCUCGCCUUCCUCGACCUUCCCCGGCGAGGACCGAGCGCCAGCCCCAACAACAGCGCCGCAUGCCGCGCGUGCCGUCUUGCGAUCGAUGCCGCGCAUCCACCAGCCGACGGUGCUCCGUACGCCAUCUGGCCGUGGGCUGUCGUUCAUUCCGCACGGCGAGGGCACGCGCUCCCGCCACGCCAGCAUGCUGUCGAAUGCUGUCGCGUCCGGCACGAACCACACCACGAUCAGCAGCAGUGCGUCGUCGCUUGCUGGCGUGCUCGCGCGCUCGGUGGCGGUCGCGGCUACCGCGUCGAGCAUCGGUAUCCCGGACCGCUUGGAGGCGGCAGAGCGCGUACCGCGGGAACGGGUCAGCGCGGCGUCGCUCACCUCUGUCGACUCGGCCGGGUCAGAGUUCGAAGACACGUUCGGAAGGCAGAAGGCAGCGCGCGCUGCCGCAAAGCUUGGGGGCGUGAGCGGCUCACGUGCUCGUGCUCGCCCUGCCCUCGACAUUCCGCCCGUGCCGCCGCUCCCUCCCCAGUUUGCGGCUGCGCAACAACAACGCCCCGUCCGCACAGACGACGGCGCCUCGCGCUCGGCCUGGGAACCCUCGCCUGCCGUCGCAGCUCCUCCAACUGCCUCGACGACAACUCUUGACUCCUACGAUAUCAGUAUCGAUUACGACCAGCGAUUUGGCGACGACGACCAAAACGACGACGACGACGACAUGGACACGACGAUUGACGACACGCCCGAGCUGCACGAGGUCGGCGAGAACAACUCGACGCCAGCAACCACCCCCCUUCCAGUGUACCGUUCUCCGCCGCCAUCGGCGCGCUCGGCAGCCAGCUCAAAGUUCCACACGCCCGAGUCGCGCUCCAGCGCGAGAUUCUACACCCCAGAGGUGAAGGACACGGACAAGUGGCGCGUCGAGGAGGAGACAGAGCACAGCCUCAACGAGGUCAAGGACCCGAACGCUGUCGCCUCGGCGUCAUCGUCGUCCUGCGCGGCCAAGACCCCGACCCCAACAGCAGACAAAACCGCCUACGUGCCGCCGUACGAGCCUCGGCGGAAGCACGGCAAGCAGGAGGCGAACGGCCUCGGCCCAGCGGUCGCCCUGUCACCUUCAAAGCGCCGGGCGUCGCCAGCGCCCGCGUUCCCGCCCACACCCGCGCCCCUCGGCGACGACAGCGCGGCACUCAGCCUGACGCUCAUCGCGUCCCUCGGCAGCGCGAGCGGCGACCCGCUCGCCCUGUCCCGCCGCCGCGUCGAGCUCUCCCUCGCGUGGCUCGCGUCUCCGCCACCAAGCUGGUGGGACUAUGUCCCGUUUGCGCGGUACGCGCCACGCUGGACCAUCCGCCUCGCGUCGGGCGCCAGCGGCCGCGAGCGCGCCGCGGGCAAGCGCAGGGCCGUGGCGACGUCGUCGCCUACUACGCCCAAUACCCCGCCCCGUCGUCGCGACCGCGAGGCGGACGGCAUCGUCCAGGCCGUCGUCGGCAACCUGCCCAUCGUGGGGCGGUUUGCAACGUGGCUGUAA
Molecule: messenger RNA, 1971 nt
Organism: Vanrija pseudolonga
Lineage: Eukaryota; Fungi; Basidiomycota; Tremellomycetes; Trichosporonales; Trichosporonaceae
Exons: 4
Coding region: 76-1971 (631 amino acids)
Source: RefSeq, a predicted model, not a curated record